AUGACAUCCUCGGAGAGCGCCGCCACGUUCACGAACCCGAUCAUCCCGGGCUUCAACCCGGACCCGACGGUCUGCGUCGUGCCCGCAACAGACACGGCACCGGCGACGUACUUUCUCUCGACCUCGACGUUCGAGUUCUUCCCCGGCGCCGCCAUCUACGCGUCGACGGACCUCAUCAACUGGAAGCUCAUCGGCCAUGCCCUCAACCGCCGCAGCCAGAUGGACAUGCGCACUGUCGAGCCCGGCGCCGGUUCCUGGGCCAGCACGCUGCGGUACCGUCCGCAGGAGAGGCGGUGGUACCUCACCAACGGUGUCUUUCACCGCUAUCGCCCUGCCGUGGACGAGCGCAUCUUCCCCCGCGGCUUCUAUGUCUGGACGGACAACAUUUGGGACGAUAGCGCGUGGUCCGAGCCUGUUUAUUUCGACAAUCCUGGGUUCGACCAAGAUCUCUUCUGGGACGACGACGGUAAGGUGUACCUCUCGACCACGGUUCGCAUGGCGCAGCGCACGCCCGGCUUGAAGCUCAAAGACUUCGCCAUCCAUGUCUCGGAGAUUGAUCUGCCGUCUGGCCGCACGCUCACUCCACCACAGCUCAUCCGCGCUUCACAGUUCGGUGUGGCCGAGGGAUCGCAUAUCAUGAAGAAGGGCAAGUACUACUAUCUCUUCGUAGCAGAGGGCGGCACGGAAGCAGGUCACCAAGAAUGGGUGCUGCGUAGCGAACAGGGGCCUUAUGGGCCCUGGGAGGGCCAGGGCAAGGCUCUGUGGUACAACGGCCCGGACGAGGAGGUGCAGAGGACGGGACACGCCGACAUAUUUGAGGACGACAGGGGUAACUGGUGGGGUGUUUUGCUAGGUGUGCGACCUGUCAAGAAUGGUGAGAAUUGGCUUGAACCGCAGCUUGGCAGGGAGACGUUCAUGGUUCGGGUCGAUUGGGAGGAUGAUUGGCCUGUCUUCAACCUCGGCCGCAACGUAUCUCUGGAGACUGUCGGCAGAGAUUCCAUCGAGAAGAAGGCGGUGGCUGAUGAGAGCGGGAUCAAGUGGAAGGCUGAUCUGUCGAGGCCUGAUCUGGAACUAGGAUGGUACCACAAGAAUACACCCAUUAAGCGGUGCCACUCGUUGACAGAGCGUCCUGGAUAUCUUCGACUCCACGGAAACUGCUACGAGCUCACGAGUCCUGAAUCGCCAGCGCUCUUGUUGAGAAAACAGACAUCUCUCAACGAGACUUUCCGCGUCAAGAUGUCUUUCCAGCCAAGCAGGCUGGGAUAUGAAUCAGGCGUCACACUAUGGUGGAACCAAUACUCGCACGCAUCUAUCGGCAUCGCAGCGGUCGCGUAUCCUAUUGGCGGUGGCCUGCUCCAAACAAUCGUGGUUCGGGAGCCGACAGGCAAGAACGGUGAACUCAAAACAACAUAUCCCCUGCUGGACACUGGCAAGAAGCUCGAUACCUCGAAGCCGAUACAUCUGUCAAUCGAGGCAAAGCCCAAAGACUACACAUUGUCAUUUUCGUCAGGAGACAAUAGAACCAGUGUGUCAUGCACGUCAGAAGCUCUGACAAUUGCUCCUCCCGUAGGAUGUGCGUUUUCAGGCGUCAUGUUUGGUAUAUACGCGUUCGGGAAGAGCGAGCCAGCUCUGGACCCGGCCGACUUUACGGACAUCGAGAUAGUUGAAACUGCGUAA
Molecule: messenger RNA, 1677 nt
Organism: Verticillium alfalfae VaMs.102
Lineage: Eukaryota; Fungi; Ascomycota; Sordariomycetes; Glomerellales; Plectosphaerellaceae
Product: beta-xylosidase
Exons: 3
Coding region: 1-1677 (558 amino acids)
Biological process (GO): carbohydrate metabolic process
Molecular function (GO): hydrolase activity, hydrolyzing O-glycosyl compounds
Source: RefSeq, a predicted model, not a curated record